AUGCCAGCCAACGCAUGUACAUUGCUGCUUAUCGCCAUCACCUUCAUUUCAGUUGUAUCGUUUAUGCCAUGGCCGAGAUCUAUUCAAUCGGCGCGUCACCAUGUUCGUAGCGAUGCUGCUGUCCCCGUUGAGCUGUUUGUCAUGAGCAAGUGUCCAGACAAGGUCUUUUGUGAAAACGUAUUCUCUCAAGUCUUGGACGAAGUCCAAGUGCCAGUAUCUCUUGAUGUCAACUAUAUUGCCAAGGCUAAUCAAUCCGAGGAAUAUCAAUAUGAAUGCAAGCAUGGUCCAUCAGAAUGCCUUGGCAAUAUUCAAGAGCUUUGUUUCAAGCAUGUCUAUCCUGAUUAUCAUCAAUGGUUCGAAUUCGAUCUUUGUUUGAAUGAGAAAUAUGAAUCGAUCGGCAAUGGUGAUGGUUUGGCCGAGGAUUGUGCGGGACAAUUGGGGUUGUCAUUUGCACGUGUCAAGGAUUGCAUUGAAUCUGGUAAAGGUGUUGAACUUUUGGGCGAAUCAGUGAAGCGUACACAAAGCCUUGGAGUCGAAAAAAGCUGCACUGUGUAUAUUGACAAUCGUUUGCGCUGCAUUCAUGAUGGCACUUGGAAGGAUUGCGAUGGUGGCUACGAAGUUGAAGAUUUUGUCAAAUCCAUUGAGGACGCAUACCAAGGAUGA
This is a messenger RNA of Lichtheimia ornata, 663 nucleotides long. RefSeq lists its product as uncharacterized. The coding region runs from base 1 to 663 and encodes 220 amino acids. Lineage: Eukaryota; Fungi; Mucoromycota; Mucoromycetes; Mucorales; Lichtheimiaceae. The record is from RefSeq and is a predicted model, not a curated record. The transcript has 6 exons. Gene Ontology annotation, molecular function: oxidoreductase activity, acting on a sulfur group of donors, disulfide as acceptor.